CUGCUCACCUCCUCUCGCAGCGCUGCGAGCGGCCCUGUGCCGUGCAGAGGCCGGGUGCGGGUUGUGGUGGGGCAUUGAGAAGCGCCCGGCGCGCUGCCUUUGUCUGCCUCCGGCAGCUCUGAGGGACCGGCAUCCCAUCCCUCUCGUCUUACGUUGCUUAUUUUAGCCUUUUUUUAAACUUACGUAUUUCUGUCCGCAUAAAGACUCUCGUUGAAAGCUUUGAUUUAGAUUUUUUUUUUUUACUUGUUUUUUUGCGGUUGUUUUUCCCUCUAUUCAAAUACCUGCACUGAGUGAACUAAUAAAGAUGGAUAAGAAAUCAUUUGAAACCGUGCUGGAUGAAAUUAGAAAGGCUGUAUUGACUGAGUACAAAUUAAAAGCUAUUGAAUAUGUUCAUGGAUACUUCUCUAGUGAACAGGUUGUUGAGUUACUGAGAUAUUUCUCCUGGGCUGAACCACAGCUGAAGGCAAUAAAGGCUUUGCAACAUAAAAUAGUGGCAGUCCCGGCAUCAAAAAUGGUUAAUAUUCUCAACUGUUUCACAUUCAGUAAAGAUAAACUUAUUGCUCUUGAAAUCUUGGCAUCCAACAUUGUUGAUGCUCAGAAUUACCGCCUUAUCGAAGAUCUGUUCAGAAUUAAUAUGUCAGAGAAGAAAAGGUGCAGAAGAAUUCUUGAGCAGGCUUCAAAAACGGGUUGUAAGGCUCCUCAUGCUAUGAUAUCAUCUUGUGGCAUGAUUCCUGGCAACCCUUAUCCCAAGGGCAAACCAAGCCGUAUAAAUGGGAUUUUUCCAGGAACCCCCAUCAAAAAGGAUACAGAAGAAUGUACGAGUGAAGGAAAAGGAAUAGCAGCCCGUAUACUUGGCCCAUCCAAACCAGCUCCAUCAACCUACAAUCCACACAAGCCUGUUCCAUACCCCAUCCCACCAUGUCGGCCACAUGCAACUAUCGCACCAAGUGCUUACAACAAUGCUGGCUUAGUUCCAAUGGCUAAUGUCAUAGCUCCAGGCUUACCAGCUCCUUCAACAUACACUACUAAUCAAGGGGUAUCAGAAAAUGAAGACCUUUCCAGCCAGGCAAAACCUUCCCAAAAUCAAGCUUUUUCUGCACAAACGAAUCAGCUCUUUACUCCUCAUGGUUCUAAUCCUUCAACACCUGCUGCUACUCCAGUCCCUACCCCAUCACCUGUCAAAGCAAUAAGCCAUCCAUUAGCACCUGCAACUCCACUCAUCUCUGGGAUGAACAUGUCUACCCCUGUCCUUCCUGUUUUCCCGGGACAGGUCUCCUCCUCCAUCCAUACAUCUCAGCCAUCCACACCAACUCCUACAGUCAUCAAAUCCCUUUCAUUACCUGGUGUCCCUGUCACAUCUGUACACAGUGCAACCUCUACUCCCAUCCCUGCGGUUUUCUCUGGGCUCGCUUCUAUACCCUCUGCUACACCAGCUCCACAAGGCUCUUCCACUCCGUGUGCUACACCUGCACCUAGUGAAGCUUUUGCAUCUGCUACUACACCAUUUGCUGGUCUCCCUUUUUCUGCAGCCUCUUCAGUUGCUUCAGCUAGUAAUCCCACUCCAUUGUCAUCAGUUUUUGCUGGACUUCCUCUGUCCUUGCCACCCAGUGUCCAAGGGAUUUCUAGUCCUGUUCCCUCAACAAUUGCUAAUUCUCCUGCCACCACCAUUCCUGGUUCACUUAGCUUGCCUAACCCUAUUUUGUCUGUCUUAAAGGGAUUUCUGACAUCAAAUGACACUUCAUUAAUCAAUUCAUCUGCUUUACCUUCUGCUAUGACAAGUGAACUUGCUUCUUUAUCUGCUCUUGCUAAUCAAAGCUCUGACCCUCCCACGUCCUCUGUCAAAUGUUAUACUCCAUCAGCCACCCCCACCUCACAGCGUUCCUCCACGCCCGGGCUGGCCAUUUUUCCAGGUCUUCCAUCCCCAUCUGUGACCAACUCUAGUUCCACUCCUCCAACAUUGCCUGCACAGUCACCUUUAACCACUUCACCAUCAGUUAUGCCAGUCAACUGUGGCUCAUCAGCCUCCCUCUUGCAUGGCACAAGCCCUACUAAUCCCGACCAGCAACUCUCAUCAACCCCAGUUGCCACAAGUAUCCCACAAGUUCUGAUCAAAACAGAACCCAUGAGUCCUACCCUCUCAGCCUUCAAAGGUCCUUCUCACUCAGCUGGCCCUUCUCAUGGCACUAUAGGGCUCUCAGCGCUCGGGCGUGCGUACACCUCAGCAGCGUCAGUGCCAGUCAGUUUACCCAGCUCCCUGAAUCCAGCACUAUCGGGUCUCUCCUCUUUGAGUGCUCCUCUAAACAACCCCAAUUCUCUGGCUUCCAUUUCCCUCGCCCCACAUGGCUCCACCGCUCCCAUUGCCCCUGUAUUUAAUGGACUUCCUCCUUUCACAUCUCUAACCAGUAACUUUGCUUUUACUGGUAAUCCAGCACUUACACCACCCGUCACUCUCCCAGGGUCUUUGUUAGCUACUCCAGCUACUACUGCUUCAGCUGUGUCUGCCCCUCAUGUGAAUUCCACAGCCGCCGUACUCUCAGGACUCGCCGCCUCAGCAACAGUCUCUGCUCCACCCUUUUCGCUUAACUUGUCCAGUGCCGUCCCUUCUUUUUCUGUUGCCCAGGGACCUCUGGGAUCAUCAAACCCAUCCUUCCCUGGUUUUCCUGUCUCUAACACACCCUCUGUCACUCCUGCUCUCCCUUCUUUCCCUGGCCUCCAGGCAUCCUCUGCAGUAGCAGCAGUUGCACCGUUGCCGGCAGCUGCCACAGCCCCAUCUCCGGCUCCGGUCCUGCCAGGGUUUGCCUCGGCCUUUAGCUCAAACUUCAACUCUGCACUUGUUGCACAGGCUGGCUUGACUUCUGGACUGCAGACACCAGGAAAUGCAGUUUUUCCUGGUCUUUUAUCUCUCCCUGGUAUCCCUGGCUUUCCCCAAAGUGCCGCACAGUCUUCCUUACAGGAAUUGCAGCAUAGUGCGGCUGCACAGUCAGCACUGCUACAGGCACAUUCUGCUUCUGCUCUGGAGAACUAUACAGCUCAGCCUGAAGGUUUUGCUAACUAUCCAUCAACACCAGGAACGCCAUUUUCAUUGCAGACAAGUCUGCCCCAGAGUGGAUGGCAAUAAAUACCAGACAUUUUUAAAGACUGCAGUGGUUGCUUGACAGAGCCUGGUCCUAUUCACUUUGAAGGCUGUCUCCACUUUAGUGAGAGCGCUCUGCUUGAGUGGGAGCAUGGUUUGAACUGGGGAAGGAGGGGAAACUCUGAGGAUAAAAUGAUUCCAGGCAAUUGUAUCAGACAUCAAACUUAGAUUGUGAUUGAAUUUUAUUGAUUCAGGGUCUGAUCCUGCAAGUUGCUGAGCAUCCUUGACUCUCUUUGUAGUUUAUAAAUCGGAAUGUUUGGUUUCUUCCAGGAUCAGGAGCAUUCAAACAGAUGUUUGUGUAAAUAGAGCAAUUGGCUAACAAAUCAAAUGGGGAGAACAAGUAUACUUAGUUGUGUGUGUAAGCACCUAUUCUUCUGUUACAUUUUGUGUGCUAUAUGUGGUUAAUGUAGAAUAAGACCUAGAAUGAAAUUAGAUAAUUAAAGCUGUAGAUGAUCUUUAGAUGCACACCUUUGUGUGUGCAUAGAUCAAGAUCAGUUUAUGGUUCUUCAGACCUUCUACCAUUAUGUCUGAGGAUCUCCUGUUAGCAUCGAUAGUAUGGUAAGGGGAGAUCAGAGGGGCUUGGGAGUAUUUUUACACUUUGAAUUAUUGUCAUGGGCUUGCUGCUGAAUUGUGUACUCUGUCAGAAUCAGAAGGAGAGGACUAGGAAAUGAUAAUGUAUUUGGAUAGAAGUGGAUUAUGUCUUACUGGAGUAUGGUUUAGCUAGCUGGAAAUAUGUCUUUCCAAAGUCCAUAAAAAGCCUUUUAAUUUGCAUCUAAAAUAGUGUUCCAUGACAUUUCCCCUGCCCUCACACCUCUCUGUGGAUGAAAUUAUUGUACUGCGGAUAGAUUGCCUAUCCGGCACUUUUGACUGCAGACUUCUGUGAAUGUUUACAGACAUGGGUCAAGUUCUUCUUUCCCUUGUAUUUACAGGCCCACUGGUUUUUGUUUGGUUGGCUAUAAACCACAAUUUGAUGGUGCUUACAAGUUAUCCUGUGAAUAUAAGUGGGAGCAGAAUUUGGACCAUGGGAUUUUUAGUAUUUUUCCUUGGAAAACGUACAUGAUUUUAAAGGCAUAUAGCUAAAUUAACUGUAUUGGUUAGGGAGGGUUAUGAUGCAGUAUAUAGAAAGGUCUUGCUUUGUUAGUGAAAUUCGGUUGUGCACUCCUCUAAUAAUGUUAGUACCUGCGGCAAUGUGUAACACAUCAUUGAAUAUCAUCUAUUUAAAGUAAACUCUCAAUCGUGUCAAUAGAGAUGAAUGAUAUUCAAUCCUGUGAUUAAAUUAAAAUGUAGAGGAUAUGAUGCUGUAGAAAAGCUCUGCACCUAGAGUUUUACUUUUUUAAAAAUGAAUUCUGCUGGGAGAUGUUGCUAAUGUAUUUUCUUUCAAGAUGUGAACAAACUUUUUUAGAACAUUAAUGGAAAUUCAUGUACUGGUUUUUAACACAAUUUUUUUAAAUAAAAAGUUUACAGUCAUGGCAAAAAGGCUUUGCUGACUAUUUACCUAUUUGCUUAAAAUAUAGAUGAAUAAACUUGUUUUUACUAAGACACUUUCUAAUGUUUGAUCCUACUUACGCAGGUUUGCGUAAAUUGAUGCUGAAUUAUCUAUAGAAAUAUAAAAUAGGUUUCCUAAAGAGUGAUAAUAGAAGUACUCUAUGAAGUUUCGUUUAGAUAGAAAAUGUAAGUAGUGUCCUACACACUUUGUCAGUAUUGGGCUAGUCUUGCAUUUUCAUAAUCAGAUUUACAUAUUAUUUUAAAGUAUGUUGCACAUUCACAUUUUUUAUUUCGUGAAAGCGGGUGAUUUCACAAUGAGGUGCUAGUUUGAUCUCUGGGUUGAGCCCUACUUUCCUAACCAACCAAGCAAUCCAAUAAAAAGCUUAAGCUAGCUUAGUUCACCUUGUAGUCAAAACCAGGUGUCAAACAUCAGCCUUUAUGUAAUGUUUCAUCAUAUGUAAGUAGUUCCUGUGUCAGUUUUUGGAAGCAUGUAUUGAGUGGUUAUGGAUUAUGUGUUUGUGGUGAGCUUUUUCCUGUUUGAACUUGAAACAUCUCAAGCGUAUAUAUAAGAGACCGCGAAGCUUUGUUUCUCCAAAUUAAGUCAGGUGAGAACUAGUGAAAUUUUCACUGUUUGAAAAGUCUUUUUUUCCUGAAACACUGUACUUCAUAAGUGGGGCCUACCUACUGGGAAAUGUCCUUUACCAAGGGAAGAGUUUUCCAUGCGCAGCUGGAGUCGUGUCAGAUAGAAGCUUGUCAUCAGUCUCAGACAAGUACACAAAUUGGUUAAAACGCAUUAAACUAUCAACAGUUCCUCUCUAUAAUGGGCUCUCUUUUUUACUGAAUCAUGUUGAAUAGGACAUUGUGCAUGGAAGUUUUCAAUGGUUAGGAUUAAGGUAAGUUUCAUUUCAUUAAAAAGUCUCUCCUGAUGUAAAAUUGUUUUUUAUUAAUUUUUCUCCUCAGGAAUAAAGUCAGUGUUCUGCAUUGCAGCUUGAAGCCAACUCCUGUAACCCAACCAUGGAAUUUCUGAAGAGGAUUAUUUGUCCUGAGCUCUUUCAUACUUACUUGAGCACCAUGUUUAAAGACCCAGGGAAAAGUCCGCUCCUGAGGCAAACGAUGCCAGAUCAUACACUGAAAUUGUCUUUGGAAAGGACUGUUGCUGUGUGACUCGAGUCUGGACUAAUUAUGGUUUGAUUGUUCAGUUGCUGAUUACUGCUGUAUUUCAGCUAUGCUGAGAGACUACAAAGUCAGGUGCAGUGAAAUGUUAUUUGAAAUAAAAAUCUUUAUUCACAACAACAAA
This is a messenger RNA of Meleagris gallopavo (turkey), 5915 nucleotides long. RefSeq names its product proline and serine rich 1 (gene PROSER1). NCBI's taxonomy places the organism in Eukaryota, Metazoa, Chordata, Aves, Galliformes, Phasianidae. The record is from RefSeq and is a predicted model, not a curated record.